This is a messenger RNA of Seriola dumerili (greater amberjack), 3983 nucleotides long. Its product is annotated as RING finger protein 122-like. The record is from RefSeq and is a predicted model, not a curated record. Lineage: Eukaryota; Metazoa; Chordata; Actinopteri; Carangiformes; Carangidae. Gene Ontology annotation, molecular function: zinc ion binding. The transcript is spliced from 6 exons. Bases 928 to 1398 code for a protein of 156 amino acids.
UAGAGGAGAAGAGAGGAGAGCCUGAGUCUGAGUUAACAUUGGCCGCAUUGUUUUCCUGUAUUUUAUACCUCCCUGUGUCCUGUGUUCAGAGCAGGAAGGCAGGGGGAGAGAUGAGGAGCUGCUUUCCACAGGAGCACUGUUGAGGCUGCCUCCCUGCCUGCCUGCCUGCCUGCCUGCCUGGCUGCCUGGUUGGCUGGCUGUGCUGCCGGGGAACCCAUCCAUGUCCUUCCCUUUGUCUCUCCAUAAUUGGCCACGGCAGGUUUUCACAGCCAGAGAGGAGGAAAGCGACGUGGAGAUCUGAAAAAGAGGAGAAGAGAAGAAAGGAAGACAGGAGAGAAAAGAAGAAGGAAGGGAGGGAGAGCCUUGUGACAAUGUUUUGAAGAGGAGACAAAGCAAGAAAGCAGAGAGUGUGCUCGGCCACAGGUUCAUAACAGAGUGCUGGAAGGGAUUUGAUGUAUAUUUCCUCAUAUUGUCACUGACAUUGGUGUCUUUUCAUCCACAACGCUCACAGUUUACCUCCAAGACUUUUUCUUUGUCAUGCAGAGGGAAGACACAGAGGAAUAUUUUGAUUUAUUUCUCUAACACAUUUACAGGAGUCUUAAUGUCAAUUAAAGUGGAUGUUUGUAUGGUAUUUUUUGAUAGCAAAUCAUCGCUGCUGGCUGAAUAAUCACUGUUCAGUUGAGCAGCUGCUUGUUAGGCUGAUGUCUUCUUGAGGAACUGGAAGUCUCUCAUCAGGUCUGCUUACUCAAGACCACAAGGAUUGAACUCAGUGCCCAUCCUCUCUGCCAACUAUCAGGACUGGUCUGAACUGAAAAGCCACAACUGAUCCUUUUCAUUUCCAGAAACAAACUUCAGAAAAGUUGCGGAAACCAGAGUUUGUGACCUCUACAACUUUCUGGCUUUGCCAUCUGAGCAUCUGCACAUUUGAUGCAUUCUGUCCAAUGGUGUUACGGGUGUCUGUGUGACCUUGGACUGCAGAACGCCAACCCUUACUGCAAGAUGACAUCUGAAGAGCUCUUCCACCUGCCGCUCAACAUCUACAUCAUCAUCCUGGGCAUUGGCCUCUUCAUCCUCAUGCUCAGCCUCAUCUUCUGCUGCUACCUGUUCAGACUGAGGCGACAAGGGGCAAGAGAACAGUAUGGGUACAACGAGGUUGUUUUGAAAGGAGCGGGGAAGAAACUGAGCCUUCUUGGUCAAACAUGUGCAGUGUGUUUAGAGGAGUUUCGCACCAGGGACGAGCUCGGAGUGUGUCCAUGUUCCCAUGCUUUUCACAAGAAGUGUUUGCUAAAAUGGUUAGAAAUCCGCAGAGUGUGCCCCAUGUGCAACAAGCCCAUCUGUCGCCUCCAGCCUGACCCCCCACAAGCGUCCGAGCGGCCUCAGAGUCUCCUGGAGGUCUGAGAGGGGGAACGUACGUCCAGCAGCACCUCACGCUCUCCACUCAGUUGACACCCGUCACUAUAGAGGCUCCUGUUACACGGUCCAACAGUCUGUAGUGUUAGUAACAUGUUUUGAGGCAGAGCUACUCUGGAAAUAGAAAUGUUAUAAACCGUAAGUACUGAGCCAAUGAACCUACCUGGAAAACAAUAUGGAGGUGGUAACAGUAGUGACUUUCACUAACACUUGACAUGGAGUUCAUGAUGAUGGAUUAAGGCUAUUUUCAGUACAUAGCUAGGUUAUGCUAAUGCCCAAGUGCCUUAAAGCUGCAGCUCCCCUGAAGGCCACUUAAAUCAAAUCAGACUGGCUCAUCAAGGUUGGUUGUCAGCCUGCUAAUUCAUCUGUAUAUGUGUGUAUUUAAAACGGUGUUAUUAAGAGGUCAAUAGCUUAAGGAGAGCUGUGUUUGCUCAGCUGACAGGUUCUGUCAUUUUAUUUGAUUAUCUGACUUAAUUUUUGUUUUAAUAUUAAAGGAGAACAAACCAAAAGAACUCACUAUACACUGCCCUCAGCAAUUUUCAUAAUGGAAUGAAAAAUAUAGCGUCUAUAUCAUAUACAUUACUUUUUUUGCUUUGCUGAAUGUAAACAUACCUGUGUACACCUGACUACACCUGUCAGUAAUGGCACAAAAUGAUGAUGGUUCAUAAGUGUUGGGAAUAGUGAAUGAGCUUUAUGGCUCACCACCAUCUUGGCGGUGAGCCAUAAAGCUAAACUCCAAGCAUCAAAAGGCUCCCACUCAGUCCAGAUCAGAUGUCCAUAUUUUACUUGUCUUAUUCUUUUUUGCUCGUCGUUUUCAUCAUUUGAUCAUCCAUCAUGCAGAAACGUUGCUGCAGUUAAAAAAGUCUGUGACAUCAACACAACCAUUAACGCUUCAGCAUUUAUCUCAAUUAUCAAAAUCACAGCAUCAUCACCAGCAGUAUGUUUUAUUGUUAGGAUCAUCAUCAGACUGUGGAGACCAGGAAACUAUCCCUUUGGAGACACCUGGUUUUCUGUCAUAAAAUCUGACCUGAUCUUCAUCUCCUUCACAAGCGUAGACAAACACAAUGCGCUUAAGAUAAUAACACACAAUUACAACAUCUUGUGUCUUUAUUGAACCACACCCAUUUAACAUUCACAGUGCUGGUGGAAAAAGCAAGUGAACCAUCGUAUUUAAUUAGUGGUCGAUCCUCCUUUAGCAGGAAUAACCUCAAACAAGCUGAUGCUGAUCAGACCUGCACAAUGUUCAGGAGCAAUUUUGGACUAUUCUUCCUACAGCACUACUUCAGCUCGGACAUAUUAGGAUGUCUGAGUUAUGUAUUAGGACGUAUUGGAUGAAUGUCUGGGCUCUGAUUGGACCACUCAAGAAGGUGGAUUUUCUUCAUUUGAAGUCAUUCUGUAGUAGGUUUACUUUAGGGUCAUUGUCCUGCUGCAUCACAGCUUCUCCUGAGCUUCAGCAGGUGGACACACACCCUGGCAUCAGUCCUGUAUGACACCUUGAUAAAGUUGGGAAUUCAUUUUCCCCUGGAUGAUGUUGAGCUGUUCCAGCCAAGAGGCAGCAAAGCUCCAGAUCAUGAUGCUCCCCCCACCCUGCUUCACCUUUUGGAUGAUGUUUUAGACAGUUGACAGUUUGUGAAAACAUGGACUGAUGAAUAUCCAAACCCUUUUUAACCCUUCAGCUUCAUGCAAAUCAACAAUUCUUGAUUCUAAAUCUUCUGAGAUCUAUUUUGUGUGUGGCUCACAUCAGCAGAGGUUUCUUGUGAACAGCAAAUUCAAAAUGUGUUGUUAUAUAUAUAUAUUGUUAUCGUGUUUUUAUAAGUGAAAGUUUCUCUAACCCACACCUCAAAUCUGGUUUCAUUGACACCUGACUCCAACUAGUGUUUUGAUGCCAUUAGCCGAGAGGUUCACUAUUUUUUCCAGCUACACUGUGAAUGCUUGAAUGAUGUUUUCAAUAUGGACAAGAACAACACGGUGAUUUGUAUGUUAUUAGUUAAUAUAAAUUGUGUUUGUUCAUAAUUGUAACUUAGAUGAAGACCUGAUUAUAUGUUAAUACAAAUUUAUACAUAAGUGCAGGUAAUUUUAAACGCUUCACUUACUUUUUCUUGCCACUGUAUUCAAGGGGCAAAUAGAGUCAGAUAAUAAUAUACUUACAGCUUUACCAAGGGUUAUUCUGUACAGUUAUGUCGGGCCCUCAGUAUUUUGGGGGAUGUUGAUGUGUAGUGUCACUUCUGUAACUCAACUAAUGAGAUUAUUUCUGCCUUCAGAGCAGCUCUGCCUCUGAGUAAUAUUUGUAUGGCAGCUUUUUUUUUUUUCAGUUUGCCCCUUGAUUAUAUGCAGCUCCAUAUGAAUAUGUCUUGGACUUUAACCACCACAUAAGUACCUGGAGCUUGGAAAGACGAAGAUUUCAACCACCAGAAAACACCAGCUUUGAAGAUAUCAGAACCUCCUUUGGCUCGACGAUGCCCCAAAGAGACUCAACCGAUAAGAUAACACAUAUAUAAAUAUAUACAUGGUUUUUAAGUUAUUUUUAAGGAACUGUUUUGUAUCAUAACUGGCUUUCAAUAAAGGGUGUAGUA